Cervus elaphus (red deer) is the source of this 527-nucleotide messenger RNA. RefSeq names its product chromosome 20 C1orf54 homolog (gene C20H1orf54). The coding region runs from base 63 to 455 and encodes 130 amino acids. The transcript is spliced from 6 exons. NCBI's taxonomy places the organism in Eukaryota, Metazoa, Chordata, Mammalia, Artiodactyla, Cervidae. The record is from RefSeq and is a predicted model, not a curated record.
GGGUAAGUUUGGUGGGAAACUGUGUAAUUUCCUUUUUGCAAGGCACUAGAGCAGAAUCCAGAAUGGAUGUCCUCUUUGUAGCCAUUCUUGCUGUGCCACUCAUCCUGGGACAAGAAUAUGAGGAUGGAGAAGAACUGGAAGAGGAUGAGUAUUAUCAGGUGAUCUAUUAUUACACAAUCACCCCCAGCUAUGAUGACUUUAGUGUGAACUUCACUGUUGAUUACUCUAUGUUUGAGCCAGAGAACACAGUGAACAGGUUGGAUGAGAAGGUGGAAGCAUCAGAGACUACCAUUAGUUAUGAAACAGACCGCGCUGACCAUCAGAAGCCUGUAACAGAGAAACCAAUGACAAUGGAACCACAGAGUCCAGAUCUGAAUGACGCUGUAUCCAGUCUGCAGAGUUCUGGUCCACUCCUGUUCUGGGCCCUUGUUCAUGGGGGGAUGUAUUUCCUGUAAAAGGAGAAGGAAGACUCCUUGAUGGGGAUCUGGGAAGAGGACAGUGGAAGAUUAAAUAAAUAAAUGAAGUAA